GAUAGGUAUUGGUAUUUCACUACCCUCUUCCUGGUUAUCGUGGCACCCGGAAACUUGGGUUUCAAUUGUGCGCUUGUGACAGAUGGAGGUGGAGGGAUUGGGAGGGCCCUCUAGGAUGAUUUUACAUGGAAAGGCAAAAAGGUUAUUACUAGUUGUUAGUCGAACAGAGUCAAAACUAAAGGCAGCUACCGAGGAAAUAGGUGCUACUGGAUACUAUGUUCUCGACACCGGUUCAAUAACCGAUGUUGUACCCUUUGUUAGUCGUACUACUAGUGAUCACCCCGAGCUUGACUGUCUACCUAGGUACCUUUAACAAUCCUAGUGUGCAAAGGCCGUUACAAAUCCAGAAACAAACACUUGAAGACUGCCUCUCAAAAGCUGAUUAAGAGAUUGAUAUCAAUAUUCAUAGGCCGGUUUACCUUACUAUGAAACUC
Molecule: messenger RNA, 434 nt
Organism: Daldinia caldariorum
Lineage: Eukaryota; Fungi; Ascomycota; Sordariomycetes; Xylariales; Hypoxylaceae
Exons: 1
Coding region: 83-313 (76 amino acids)
Source: RefSeq, a predicted model, not a curated record